Messenger RNA from Stegodyphus dumicola, 1088 nucleotides. RefSeq names its product alpha-soluble NSF attachment protein-like. Gene Ontology annotation, cellular component: SNARE complex; vacuolar membrane. The record is from RefSeq and is a predicted model, not a curated record. Gene Ontology annotation, molecular function: syntaxin binding; soluble NSF attachment protein activity. Gene Ontology annotation, biological process: intracellular protein transport; SNARE complex disassembly. Lineage: Eukaryota; Metazoa; Arthropoda; Arachnida; Araneae; Eresidae.
UAUGACUGAUCCAGUAUUAUAUCAUAGCAGCCGCCUUCACUUUCUGUUUGUAGUGUGGAGUUGACAGUUCAUUGGAUUAGAAUAUAAGAAUUCUUAAGUAUUUAUAGCACUUAAUAAAUUGAAUAUGGCUGAUAAUGAACAGAAAGCAAUGCAGCUAGUUGCUGACGCCGAAAAGAAAUUAAAAUCGGCUCAAGGAUUUCUCGGCGGUUUAUUUCGUUCCUCCUCAAAAGUUGAAGAAGCAUGUGAAAUGUAUACAAGGGCUGCUAAUAUGUUCAAAAUGGCCAAAAAAUGGAGUGCUGCCGGGAGUGCAUUUUCCGAGGCUGCCUCUCUGAGAUUGAAGAUGGAUAACAGGCACGAUGCAGCAUCUUGUUAUAUUGAUGCUGGAAAUUGUUAUAAAAAGUCUGAUCCUCAUGAGGCAAUUAAGUGCAUUCUUAAAGCAAUUGAAUUUUACACUGACAUGGGACGUUUUACUCUUGCUGCUAAGCAUCACAUGACUGUUGCUGAAAUCUAUGAAACAGAAAUGGCUGAUAUUGAAAAAGCUAUGCAUCACUAUGAACAAGCAGCAGAUUAUUUUAGAGGUGAAGAAUCAAACAGUUCUGCCAAUAAAUGCAUGUUGAGUGUCGCCAAGUAUGCAGCUCAAUUAGAGCAGUACGAGAAAGCCAUUAAUAUAUAUGAACAGGUUGGAGAAGCUUCUCUGGCUAGUCCCUUGAUGAAAUAUAGUGCUAAAGAAUAUUACUUCUGUGCUGUUCUUUUACAUAUGUGUGUGGAUGUUUUAAAUGCCCAACAUGCGAUUAAAAAGUAUGAAGAACUGUGCCCUUCUUUUCAUGAUUCUAGAGAGUGUAAAUUUGUGAUGACUCUUUUAGAAAAGCUGGAAGAGCAAGAUGUUGAUGGUUUCACAGAUGCCGUCAAAGAGUAUGACUCUAUCUCACGACUAGAUUCUUGGUACACCAAUAUCUUGCUUCGCAUAAAAAAAUCAAUGCAAGAAAAUCCAGAUUUAUGCUAAGUGUUGCUAAAGUUUUCACUUUUAUUCAUUCGCUUUAUCGCAGAACUGUUUAGUGAAAAAUAUAUUUGCUUUAUUGCAUAGCUCA